GCACUUCGAGCUGGACACCGGACGGAGGCACUUCGAGCUGGACACCGGACGGAGGCACUUCGGGCUGGGCACCGGACGGAGGCACGUCGGGCUGGGCACCAGACGGAGGCACAUCAGGCUGGACGCCGGAUCACUAGGUGGAGCAGCGGGCACCGGGCCACCAGGCGGGGCAGCGGGCACCGGGCCACCAGGCGGAGCAGCGGGCACCGGGCCACCAGGCGGAGCAGCAGGCACCCGGGCCACCAGGCGGAGCAGCAGGCACCGGGCCCCCAGGCAGGGCGCAGGCACCGGGCCCCCAGGCAGAGCGGC
This is a messenger RNA of Staurois parvus, 309 nucleotides long. Lineage: Eukaryota; Metazoa; Chordata; Amphibia; Anura; Ranidae. The record is from the annotation of a GenBank genome assembly.